AGCCAUAUUGUGCGCACGCGGGACUCAGCUGUGCACGCAUGGCCGCGGCGCCACCCCACCCGCCAGCUGCAGCGCCGGUGCAGACGGCUAGCGUGGGCGCGCUCACGGCGCACUAUGAGCAAGAGAACCAGGCGCUGAGGGAGCAGGCCUGGCACCUGCGGCAGUGGCUCGAGCACAAGGAGCAGCAGGUGGCUCAGUACACCCAGCUGCUCGCCGCCAGCUGCCACGAGGGCGACUUCAUCGCAGGGCGGAUCGCGGCAGUGCUGCAGGCGCAGGCGCAGGCCGACGCCAGGGUGGCACCAUCCUGAGUCUGCAGCAGAUGACACCAGGC
Molecule: messenger RNA, 331 nt
Organism: Prorocentrum cordatum
Lineage: Eukaryota; Dinophyceae; Prorocentrales; Prorocentraceae
Source: the annotation of a GenBank genome assembly